UUACGGGUUUGAGUGCAACAAGUCGAAGCAUUUUUGGCCUUUCACCCAUUCGCGGAAUAUAUAAGCUUGCACAAACCAGACAUAAAGCAUCAGUUGUUCUAGUCAUCAACCGAAUUCAACAUGAAGCUGUUUGUUAUCGCCACCGUCUUGGCCGUCGCUGCCGCCACCAGCUACCCCUCCAACUAUGCUCCUUCCAGCUACAAGGAUAACAAGUACGCCGGAAUCACCAUCGUGAGCCAAUCCGAUGAGCGCAACCUUGACGGCAGCAGCAAGUGGAGCUACGCCGGAUCCGACUACACCACCCGUGAAGAGUCCCAGGUCCAGAAGAAGAUGCAAGGAGCCUCUUACGAUUCCUACGGAAAGGCCACCUACGAGGAUGCUAUGGGCAACACCAACAAGGGAUCUUCCUACUGGGUUUCCCCGGAAGGCGAGAAAUUCACUUUGACCUGGUCCGCCGAUGAGGCCGGUUUCCAGCCCAAAGGCGACCACUUGCCAGUUGCUCCCGUCCAUGAGUACGAGCUCCCAGUUGCCCCCGUCCACGAAUACGAACUUCCCGUUGCUCCCGUUCACGUUUACGAACUCCCCGUUGCCCCAGCUCUCCCCUACACUCGCACUGGAGCUGGUUAUUAAUUUAAAAAAUUAGAAACAUAAAUUGUUGUUAAUGUCAGCUUUAUCAAUGUUUCCUAUGAUAUUGUAUACGUUGAUUUUGGUGUAAAUUAAAGAAUAUUAUUCAAAAUGAAUUUUUUCUUCACGGAAUUCAACCCGAGAUUUAACAAGAUGAAUGAAGUAUUAACACUAGAAUUAGGUAUUCGUAUCUAAUAAUAUUUAUUGAGAAAACUGCCUUUUUCUAUGUGUUUGCAAUGGCCUUGUUUAUUUUUGAAGUUUUGAAACUUUGAAUUUAGCGGGCAUUAACUGACGAACGAAAAAUGCUGUUUAGCCUUUUUUAUGAGCAGACGAAUUUGACGUCAUUCUACUUGUUAUUGGCAUUUUCUUCUGGAAAUGACGAGUUUCGUAUUCGUUUUUCCCAAGUUGUAGACUUAAAGUAAUUUUUCCUAAUCAAUUUAACUAAUCGAACACUUUGAAAUACAUCACUAACUGCCAUUUUUAAAGGUUUCUCAUCGGUCCAUCAAUAAAUAGUUUGAUUCAAGUUAUUUGUUAAGACUUCAACUACAGAAACAAACAGCUAUGCCUUCCAGAUUUACACCCAGACAUCCAUUCCAUCAACCGUUUCAUGGUAUCUCAACGAAGAGCCCAGACGCAAAAAGAAAAGAAGCUUUGGAACGAAUUUUGCAAUUCAACCCAGUGAAAGCAGGAGACAAAGACUAUACCUUGCCAGUUGGCUUUGUAAAAGGCGGAGUUCAACAACAAACAGAAAGGGGAGAAAUUGUCGAAACAAAUGAGAAUCCCGGCUCUUCUUCUGAAAGUGCAACAAACGUGUCAAAUGAUUCGCGAACGAACCCACACAAUGAAAUAGGCGGAUGGGAGAAACACACCAAAGGCAUCGGUGCUAAGCUUCUAUUAAAGAUGGGCUACAAACCCGGACAGGGGCUCGGCAAGAGUUUACAAGGAAGGAGUGAACCUAUAGAAGCCAAAGUUCGUAAAGGACGAGCAGCAAUUGGCAGCGAAGAGUUGUUACCACCACAAUCGCAUCAUCGUUCCAACGCCCAACAGUCGUUAAUCGAACACAAACUAAAAAACAAGAAAUUUUCCAAGAGAAAAAAGAACGUGUUGGCUGCCAUCCCUAAAGCAGCAGAACCUCCCAGGAGAAUGAAUCUCAUCUAUCCGGAACUAUCAAACUACCAGAGCAAAACGUCAAAUAUCCUGCGUUCAUCGAUGGGCGAUCGUAUUACAAUAGACAGGACACCGGAUGUUAUUUGUAUAGCGAGCUCAGAUGACGAAGAUUGCCUGAUUCUGUCUGACGCUGAAAAUUCUUCCAAAACAACUUUACCCUCGGACGAUGCGAAUAGAACCACACCAGCCAGGCGCACCACACCUUUAAAGAGUCCUACUUCAACGAGUUCCGCCAGAUCAAGCGCUGCUUCGUGUGAUGUUGUUUGCAUUUCGAGUUCAGAUGAAGAGGAUUGUUUCAUUUUAUCUGAUGGUGAAACGUCCCCCUCUAAUGAGAUUGGCGCUCGUGUCUCAACGGCCUUGUCCAACAACAAUACUCCCGAAACUUUUUCAUGGAAUCGCCCGAAGUUGUCAGUUUCGCAACGUAGGAUGAGAAAAAUGCGGAUGAAGGAGUGGUCUCAACGGAGAAAAAUCCGACACAGCAUUUCCAAUUUGUAAAUCUUAACUUUGGCUGCUGGGGAAGGGGAAAGCAAUUUUCAAUUUAAGCUCUCAAUUGUCUUAAAUGAUAUUCAAUGCAUUUGCCCAAAUUCUAAAAAUUACAACACAAUUAGACCACAAGCUGUAUAAAUCCAACAAUGAACGAGGACAAGAUGUAAAUAAAAUCCAUUUCUAUUA
Molecule: messenger RNA, 2463 nt
Organism: Daphnia pulex (common water flea)
Lineage: Eukaryota; Metazoa; Arthropoda; Branchiopoda; Diplostraca; Daphniidae
Product: endocuticle structural glycoprotein SgAbd-3-like
Exons: 8
Coding region: 121-630 (169 amino acids)
Biological process (GO): spliceosomal complex disassembly
Cellular component (GO): U2-type post-mRNA release spliceosomal complex; chitin-based extracellular matrix
Molecular function (GO): structural constituent of chitin-based larval cuticle; nucleic acid binding
Source: RefSeq, a predicted model, not a curated record